UCACUUAGAAUCCAUCAUGGAUAUUGACAGAAGGCGUGACGAAUCCAAGUACGACCGUGAUAUUUACUGAUUACGAUGAUCCAGCACAGAAUAAUACCGUACCUUUUCAAGUACAGAUUGUCUCUCCAUCAACAUUUUCCUUAUCUGGUCCUACAUUGAGUUACAACGGUACGUAUCGAUUGACAUACAAUGGUGUCUUGAAUCGCACUGUCACGAAGAAUCUCACUGUAACAUUCAAUGCUAAUGAUAAAAAAGGCUUCUCAGCGAUAUCAAGCAUUCCAAUUAUUGUUGGUGAUGUUUUAAAUAAUUAUCCCAUCUCAAAUGGUUAUAAAACCGUGACUGUCAUCUAUGUUAAUGGUUAUAUAAAUUCAUUACUCAACGUUCCCCUUGGUUCCGUUUAUGUCAAUGAUCUAGAUGAUUGGUAUAUAGCUAGCCGAUCAUAUUCGGUCAGAUCUGCUAGUAAUGGACAAACAUUCACAGUUAACCAAGGUUAUCUAAGCACGUCGAGUUCACUCUAUCCAGGAUCAGCGACAGUUCUUGUUGAUGUCACCAAAUCAAAUGUGCCAUCAUCAGCUGUUGGUACAGUGGAAGUUGGAGUGCAAAGUGUCGACUCAGAAUGGGUUCGACAAGCAGCUACGAUUCGUAUUCAAGGUGAAUAUCCUGAAACAUUAAUCGAUCCGACACUCGGUAAUCGUCUCAACGUUCUUCGCAAUGCUUUGGCAUCCAUAUUACUUGUUACUGCUGAUUCUAUCACAAUUCUUGCUAUUCGGCCCGUUUUUCAAUGUCGUAGUCCAUACUAUCCACCUUUACCAUUCGAUCAAGCCAAACAACAAGCGUUAACCGAUAUUGUUUUCUACAUACCAUCGCUAGCCAAGAGUGAUAUUGAAAACUCGAUCAAUACCAACAUUGCUCGAUUUGCCUCACUCUAUGGCAUCAUAGUGAGUGCUAGUGGACCAAAUCCAUGUUCGAAUUAUGUUUGUCCAUCUGGUACAAUCUGUCGUCCAACACGAACCAUUCAACCAUUACCUUACGUUAUUGAUUCAAAUCAAACAUCUUUCGUUGGCAUCAAUGUUGUAGAUUCAGCUGAUUGUGUCAAUAAUACUUAUUCGCCUAAUUUCGUUAAUACUCAAUCUGGCUGUACGACAUAUUCGUUCAAUAAUUUCACUUAUUGCCCUUGCACGUCGUUACAAGCUUACGCUCCACUUGGUCCUUACUGUCAAGUGCUGGGAAGAACAUUCCGUGAAAACGGUGGUGGAUACGCUGUUUUCGAUGGAAUGUAUUUCUCAAAUCAAGCCCCAACACGUUUUUCAUUUGAUUUUGCUUUGCGAUCACCUGUCGUCAACGGACUGAUUCUAUUAUAUGGAAAGAAUACAACAGACGUCAGCGACUUUUUCUGGACUUCGGCUGAAAUCUUUAAUUCAAAAUUGAGACUUCGCUUCCGAGAUCAAAUACUCGAUGCAACAAAUACAGUCAUCAACGCAUCAACAUGGUACCAUGUAGAAUUUCAAUACAUUGAUUCAUUGAUUCUUGUCACAGUUAACGAUUGUCAAUAUGUAUUAUCGACCUUUAACAAGACAUUGAAUAGCUACGAUCUGUCGAAUGUUCAACUUUUUCUUGGUGGCCUACCGGUUACGGGCUCGUUAGUAUCUGGUCUCUAUCCAAGUUUCACACAAGUCAAUACAUUCAGUGGAUGUAUACGAAACGUCAUGUCUAAUGGUUAUUAUUUGGACAUGAAUGCUGCAGUGGCAUCCGCACAUUCUGAGACAGGUCAAUGCUCACCAACAUUGACAACAAUUUCCACAACAACAACAGUAGCAGGAGGACAUGCUACGAACAUAAUCGUAUCAAGAUUCACACGGUUAUUAGUCGCAUCUAUUCUCUACAAAACAUAUGCAGUAUAG
This is a messenger RNA of Adineta ricciae, 1901 nucleotides long. Lineage: Eukaryota; Metazoa; Rotifera; Eurotatoria; Adinetida; Adinetidae. The record is from the annotation of a GenBank genome assembly.